Molecule: messenger RNA, 4651 nt
Organism: Myxocyprinus asiaticus (Chinese sucker)
Lineage: Eukaryota; Metazoa; Chordata; Actinopteri; Cypriniformes; Catostomidae
Product: NLR family CARD domain-containing protein 3-like
Exons: 8
Coding region: 185-3181 (998 amino acids)
Molecular function (GO): protein binding
Source: RefSeq, a predicted model, not a curated record
UAGCAGUUCUCCAAAUGCUUUGUUUUAUUAUUACCUAACUGGAUAUUAUUUGUACCGUAUAUUAAACGAAUGUACUCCGAUAAACUUUUGUAAAACUAUUUUUUCCAACAAAACACAGUUCAGAAGACGACAUAAACUAAGACUUAAAUUUUCUAUGGAGAGAUAAAAGAAGGCUGCAAAUAAAAUGAAUCUUUCUGAUGAUACAGAGGAGGGGGGAUCUGUUCAGCACCAGUCUCCUGAAAUCAGUGAUGGAACACUGACCUUUGACCCCAGGCAGAAGAUACACACAGCAGCAUCGUCAGAACCCAGCUGUGUUUCUGUGAAGAGUAAUUGGUCUAUUGAUCACCCCCCUGGAUUAACUGAUGCAAAAAUGACCUCUGACCAAAGUGUGAGAUUCAGCAGGCAGUCAGUUUCUGCUGCUGCAACCCACUGUUACACAGAACCAGCUCUGCAGAUACAUCAUCAAGUGGAAGAUGUCCUGCAGAGAGUCAAAAAUGAUCACAGAACCAGAAUGAAGGACAAGUAUGACAGUUUAUUUGAAGGAAUCAACACACAAGAGGAUAAAACCCUCCUGAACAAGAUUUACACACAGCUCUACAUCAUUGAGGGAGAGAGUGAAGGGGUGAAUAAAGAACAUGAGGUUUUACAGAUAGAGAAAACACAACUUUUACAAGACACUCCAAUCAAGCUCAAUGACAUAUUCAAUCCCACACCUAAACAAGGAUGUGAGAAGAAGAGAAAAAAGUGUAAAGCAAAAAUAAAGACAGUGCUUACUAAAGGCAUCGCUGGAAUCGGAAAAACAGUCUCUGUGCAGAAGUUUGUUCUCAGUUGGGCUGAGGGAAAUGCAAAUCAGGAUGUAGAUUUCAUGUUUCUUCUUCCAUUUCGAGAGCUAAACUUGAUCAGAGACCAACAGAUUAGUCUUCAUAAUCUACUGCUUGUCUUCUACCCUGAACUUCAAGAUCUGGACUCACAGAUAUAUAAUGAGUGCAAAAUUGUGUUCAUCUUUGAUGGUCUGGAUGAAAACAGAAAUCCACUAACUUUUUCAGACAUUGAGAGAGUUUGUGAUGUAACUAUGACAUCAUCAAUUGGUGCAUUGAUCUCAAAUCUAAUCAAAGGAGAGUUGCUUCCUUCAGCUCUCAUCUGGAUAACAUCCAGACCAGCAGCAGCCAGUCAGAUCCCCUCUCAGUACAUCAGCCGUGCUACAGAAAUUCAGGGAUUUAUUAAUACUCAUAAGGAGAAAUAUUUCAGGAAGAGAAUCAGUGAUGAGCAUCAAGCCAACAAAAUCAUCUCACACAUCAGAAAAACAAGAAGCCUCCACAUCAUGUGCCACAUACCACUCUUCUGUUGGAUCUCAGCCACUGUGUUUCAAAAAUCCCUGGAAAAACAAGAUGUCGAAGAAAUUCCCAAAACUCUGACUGAAAUGUACAUACACUUUCUACUCAUUCAGUUAACCAUGAUGAAUCAGAAAUAUGACAAAAGAGAUCCAAAGAAAGCCUUCCAGUCAGACAGAGAUGUGAUUGAGAAACUUGCCGAACUGGCAUUCAAACAGCUGAUGAAGGGCAACGUCAUGUUCUAUGAGGAGGACCUGAGAGAGAGUGGUAUAGAUGUCAAUGUGGCUUCAGUGUAUUCUGGGAUUUUCACUGAGAUCUUUAAGGAGGAAUCUGUGAUUUAUCAGAGGAAGGUCUACAGCUUUAUACAUCUGAGCUUUCAGGAGUUUCUUGCUGCUUUUUAUUGGUUUUAUUGCUAUGUAUGUAACACUAUGAAUAAAGUGUUUCAUCCACUUAAGGUUUUUGAUUCACUGCAUAAUUUACUCAAAGGAGUCAUAGAUGAAGCCUUAAUGAAUGAAAGUGGACACUUGGACCUUUUCCUCCGAUUCUUAUUGGGCAUCACACUGGAGUCCAAUCAGAGACUCCUGCAGGAUCUACUGACCCGCACAGAGAACAGCACAGAGAGCAUCAAGAAAACAGCUAGUUACAUUAAAGACAUAAUCAAAGAAGAACAUGACAGACUCUCAGCUGGAAAACCCAUCAAUCUCUUUCUCUGUCUAUUUGAACUGAAUGACAAAUCUCUGUACAGAGAGAUCAAGGAGUUUGUGAAAUCAGAGAAACUCUCAGAGAAGAAACUCUCUGCGUCACACUGCUCAGCAAUAGCCUACAUGCUUCAGAUGUCAGAGGAGGUGCUGGAUGAGCUGGACCUGAAGAAAUACAAUGUGUCAGAGGAAGGCAGAAGACGACUGAUACCAGCUGUGAUGAACUGCAGAAAAGCUUUUCUUGCUGAAUGUAAUCUCACUGAUCAGUCUACUAAAACAGUGGCUUCAGCUCUAAUGUCAGAAAACUCCCCUCUGAAAGAGCUGGAUCUGAGUAACAAUGACCUGCGCGAUUCAGGAGUGAAGCUGCUCUCUGAUGGACUGAAGAAUACAAACUGUCAACUGGAAAUACUGAGGUGUAGGAUAUGUUGUUUGUAUUUGGCUUCAGCUCUGAGAUCAAACCCUUUACAUCUGAGAGAGCUGGAUCUUAGCUACAAUUACCCAGGAGACUCAGGAGAGAAGCUUUCUGAUCUGCUGGGGGAUUCAAGCUUCAAACUGGAGAAACUACAUCUGGACCAUAAUGAACACUUCAGAAUGACACCAGGACUAAAAAAAUAUGCCUGUGAUCUCACACUGAAUGAAAACACAGCACACACUCUUCUCAUUCUGACUGAGGACAGCAAAAAAGUAACAUGGACAAAAGAGAAACAGCCAUAUCCUGAUCAUCCAGAGAGAUUCAUGCAUCCGCAGCAGAUUCUGUGUAGAGAGAGUCUGUCUGAACGCUGUUACUGGGAGGUUGAACUGAAAGGCUGGGCCCAUAUAGCUAUGACAUAUAAAGGAAUCAACAGGAAAGGAGAGACUGACUGCCAAUUUGGAAUCAAUGAAAAAUCCUGGAGUUUGUACAGCUGUGACACAAUCUAUACUGUCUGGCACAACAAUAAGAGAACAAACAUAUCUGCCCCUUCAGCCUCCUCUAACAGAGUGGGAGUGUAUCUGGACUGGCAGGGCGGCUCUUUGUCCUUCUAUAGCAUCUCUGACACACAGUCUCUCACACACAUUCACACAUUUCACUCCACAUUCACUGAGCCCCUUUAUGCAGGAUUUAGACUUUAUCCUGAUUGUUCAGUGUCUCUGUGUCAGAUUUUACAAAGUUAAAAUAACCAUCUUUCAACUUUUUCCUUUAAUGCACAGUUUUGCGCACGCACACACACACACACACACACACACACACACACACACACACACACACACACACACACACAAAACACUCUGGUCUCAUGCAUUUAAAUCCUGAGAAAAGUAUGUCCCACCCUGUUUAUACACAUUAAUGCAAACUCUUUCACCACAAGGGGUCAAGGUUUCACUGGUUAGUAUGGCUCAUUUAGCCCAUGCAGGUAGACGUAACUACACCAUCAGGGCCCAAAAAACAUCUUUCCCAAUUAAAAGCCAUUCAAAAGUGUCUUCUGUCGCUACCUCUCUGUAAAGUAAUGUGUAGUUGCUUAAUAUGUAAUCUAAUAAGUCUUCAAAAUUGUAAACAGAAGUGGUGUUGAAAAGCCAUGCAUUGCAGUUUUAUCUUGUUACGACUGAUGUUUCAAACUUCUUUUGCCUCACAUAUAGCCUGUCAACAGUUAUGAAUUACAUUUACAUUAAAAUAAAAUACAUUAAUUAUCCUGAAAUAUGAUAGCUUAUUUAAAUACAUAUUUACUGUUAUGCUGUAUGUAAAACUAGUUCUGGAAUAAUAUUUACACAUGCACGUCUUUUUUUUUCUCCCCUUUUUCUUCCCAAUCCGGGUGGCGGCAGAAGAAUCUCAGUUGCCUCUGCAUCUGAGACCGUCAGUCCGUGCAUCUUAUCUCGUGGUUUGUUGAGCGUGUUACCACAGAGACGUAGCGCGUGUGGAGGCUUCAUGCUAUUCUCCACGGCAUCCAUGCGCAACUCACCGCACGCCCCACCCAGAGCGAACCACAUUAUAGUGACCACGAGGAGGUUAACCCAACUUGACUCUACCCUCCCUAGCAACUGGGCCAAUUUGGUUGCUUGGGAGACCUGGUUGGGGUCACUCAGCAUGCCCUGGAUUCAAACUCAUGACUCCAGGUGUGGUAGUCAGCGUCUUUACUUGGUGAGCUACCCAGGCCCCCCACAUGCACAUCUUUAGUACUUUAUUGAUAUGCAUAAAUGAAAUAAAUGUUUUCUUAUGUUUUGGAUGUAAUUAAAUGCCUAUUUAUGGUGCUUACACCUUUAAUUAGAAAACUGAAUUCAUUAUGUUACAUGAUGGGACUGUCACAAAUUAAGGUUUCUUUUUUGUCUUUAUUCUUGUUUGAAUUUUAUUUAUUGUAUUUUUCCGGUGGAUGUUUUUGUAGUUCUGUUUGUGGUUUUGGGUGUGUGGAAACCAGCAACCAGAUAAAAUAAUUUUUUUCAUCUGCUGUGUUUUAUGCAAUGAUUCUCAACUGAUGGAUCACAAGUGUGUUACACAGGUAGCAGGGGGGAAAAAACAAUGCUAAAAGCAAAUAACAAAAUGCAAGUUUUUAUUAAUUAAAGGGAUAGUUCUUCCAAAAAUGAAAAUUAUCUCAUCAUUUACUCACCCUUGUGCCAUCCCAGAUGUGUAUGACUGUGUAUGACAAUGCAAGU